Messenger RNA from Syngnathus typhle (broad-nosed pipefish), 6502 nucleotides. RefSeq names its product ring finger and CCCH-type domains 1b (gene rc3h1b). The record is from RefSeq and is a predicted model, not a curated record. The transcript has 19 exons. Lineage: Eukaryota; Metazoa; Chordata; Actinopteri; Syngnathiformes; Syngnathidae. The coding region runs from base 458 to 3832 and encodes 1124 amino acids. Gene Ontology annotation, molecular function: metal ion binding.
GUCACAACAAGUUCGGGAUAGCGUAGAAAGGCUAUUAGCUAAUUCAAGCACCCUUUGUCCAAAGCCUCAGUGACGAGCUGCACGACGAAGUAGGCCACAUAGGCAGUUGUUUUGGGCUUGUUUGCUCUCCAAACCACAAUUCUUCGGACUUGCAUUUGGGAUACUUUGACUACCUCUGGCCUUUUCUUUGGAUGCUCUUGAAAAUCCUCCAUACGUCAACAUAGCGUUCAAAUAGGGCAAGGAUUUGCAAAUGAAAUGUUGUUUAUUCAUCGUGUGAUGUGACCCCAAAUCCACAAUGUGUGAGGACAUUUAGUUCGGAAGAAAACAAUUCUUGAUUCCAGUGGAAUCUUUCAUAUAUAUUAUUAUUAUUAUUCUAUUCUUUUUCUGUCAUAGUUUAUACACCUUUGCACGCACUAGUCCCCAAAAGCAGCCCACCCACCCACAUAUAAUCUUCAUCAUGCCAGUUCAAGCGCCACAGUGGACAGAGUUCCUGCUCUGUCCCAUCUGCACACAGACAUUUGAGGAGACGGUUCGGCGGCCCAUCAGUUUGGGCUGCGGUCACACCGUCUGCAAGAUGUGCCUGAACAAGCUGCACCGCAAGGCCUGUCCCUUCGACCAGACGGCCAUCAGCACGGACAUCGAGCAGCUGCCGGUCAACACAGCCCUGCUGCAACUGGUGGGAGGCCAGGUUCCUAAGGCCCAGCCAGUGGCCUUGAUUAGCAGUCCCGAGGACUCUCAGCAUUAUGAGGAGGCCAGGCAAUGUGUGGAGGAGCUGGCCCUCUACCUGAAACCCCUCAGCAACACACGAGGGGUCGGUUUGAGCAGCACAGCGCAAAGUAUGCUGAGUCGACCCAUGCAGAGGAAACUGGUCACUCUGGUCCACUGCCAGCUAGUGGAGGAAGAAGGCCGCGUGCGGGCCAUGAGGGCCGCACGCUCCCUGGGCGAGCGAACCGUCACGGAGCUCAUCUUGCAGCACCAGAACCCCCAGCAGUUGUCCUCCAAUCUGUGGGCUGCUGUCCGUGCGCGCGGGUGUCAGUUCCUUGGCCCAGCGAUGCAAGAAGAGGCCCUGAAACUGGUCCUUCUCGCACUGGAGGACGGCUCGGCUCUGUCCAGGAAGGUUUUGGUUCUCUUUGUGGUCCAGCGGCUGGAACCUCGCUUUCCGCAGGCCUCCAAGACGAGCAUAGGUCAUGUGGUGCAGCUUCUCUACAGGGCCUCCUGCUUCAAGGUGACCAAACGUGACGAAGAUUCAUCCCUCAUGCAACUGAAGGAGGAGUUCCGCACUUACGAGGCUCUGCGGCGUGAGCACGACUCUCAGAUUGUGCAAAUUGCCAUGGAGGGCGGCUUGCGCAUUGCACCCGACCAGUGGUCUUCUCUCUUGUAUGGGGAUCAGUCCCACAAGUCACACAUGCAGUCCAUCAUAGAUAAGCUGCAGACCCCAGCAUCCUUUGCCCAGAGUGUCCAAGAGCUCACAAUCGCCCUGCAGAGGACCGGCGACCCAGCCAACCUUAACAGGCUGCGGCCUCAUCUGGAACUGCUCGCCAACAUCGAUCCCAGCCCCGACGCUCCCCCGCCCACCUGGGAGCAGCUGGAGAAGGGCUUGGUGGCGGUGAAGACGGUUGUGCAUGGCCUAGUGGACUUCAUCCAGAACCACAGCAAGAAAGGGGCUGACCCUCAGCAGCCUCCACAGCACAGCAAGUACAAGACGUACAUGUGUCGUGACAUGAAACUGAAAGGAGGCUGUCCCCGCGGAGCGAGCUGCACCUUUGCUCACUCUCAGGAAGAGCUGGAGAAGUAUCGAAAGAUGAAUAAGCGCUUGGCGGCUCGCCUGCCCGGUUCAGGCGGGCCCGAAGAAGGCCUUCCCCUCGACGUGUCCGUGACCAGGAAGCCUUCGCCCCUCACCAACGGGAGCGUUGCGCCCAACCUGCCUCAGCUCAUCGCGCGCGGCGCAGACACAGUCCCGUACGAAUUGCUGCGGAAGCCCCUCAAGAUGGACGGAGGGUGCGCUAGUGCCCCGGGAUCACCACCUGACCUCCUGGACCCCAUGCCCAAGACUGGUAUGCCUCUGCCACCUCAUGCCCUGGCUCACCCACGGAUGCCUUCAGAUCAUCUCUCCGGCGUGAAGCAAAUGCCUGUUGCCCGAGGCUCGCCCGUGUACCCCCAGCAGCAGCUCCCCGAGAUGUUCUACUCGGACGCGCGCCCGCCACCCUCUGCUUCCCAGUAUGAGCCAUCGCAGUAUCCUCCAGGGUACCCCUACCAGCAGCCACCACAGUAUGUUUCUCGGGAUUACAUCCGUAACCCUCCGCCCCCGAGCGAGUCAGGACCCCCUUACCACGACCCGUACCCUGGUUACGGGCCAUCGGAGCGCCCUUACCAGGCUCCUCACUCGGGUCCUCCCUUUUCGUACCCUCACCCAUCGCACUAUGAACGUGUACGUCACGGGACCUACGCUGGGCCGCCGCCUCCUCCGCCGCCGCCUCCUCCGCAGCCUUACCUGUCACCGAGGGAUGGUCUGGUCAGGAUAAGCUCUACUACACCGUUGGAUGUUCCCCCGCAGUCAGCCGGACAGGCUACCUCCAUGUACCACCACCCAGAGCCCAGUGUGCGCGAUCGAUACCCACCGGAAGGCUACUACCCUUCAGGAGCUCAAUCGCAACCCAUGAGGACUUGUGUCAGGGCUUCGUAUGCCGGCUCCCAGCCCAGUCUGGACUAUCUCCACCGCCGUCGCCUGGAGCUCCUCUCCCAGCUGGAGGAAAGGAAAGUUAUUUCUCCACCGCCAUUUGCAGCCUCCCCUACUCUCUCGCAUCCGUUUCCAAGCGACUAUCCCCCUGAGUACGGCGACGAGCGUACCAACAGCAUCGGGAAAUGCAGAGAGCCAGACUACGCCGGCCAAUACUCUCCAUGGUCGUGCGAUACCAUUAGCUCCUACAUCGGCACCAAGGAUGCCAAACCCAAAGAUGUUCUGGCUCCCGGUGCCAUGGACAUGAUGAAUGUGGACGCGAAGGUUCUGAGGGAACCGUCGCUGGAGGCCCCCCGGAGGGGUGCAGAAGUCAAGGACGACGACCCCAUUAUCCCGUUUGGUCCCCAGCCCACAGUGUCGCGCUUUGGCGCCAUCUCCCGUACCUCCAAGACGGGUUACCAGACCGGCCCUGUCCAAGCUAUGGUCUCCACCCCACAGAACCCAAACUCUAAACACAUGUCCAUGGCCGAAUACAUGUAUGGAAGCCAUGCGGGUUGGGGCGGAGCUUCGUACCCCUCCCACCAGACAGCCCAGGAAAGAGAACAGUUAAAGAUUGAGCUGCAGCAGGUCAACCAGCAGAUCAGCCAACAGACACAGAUGCAAAGCAUUGAGUCUGCCAGUAAGCUGCUGCAGAGAGAGACCAGUGCUCUAGCAGGCCCGCCGCCGCCAGUGAGCAGCAGCCAAGUUCAGGCUGCCGCCGUGCAGUCGCAGCAGUCCCUCAAGUGGCCAACGGGGGGGGCCAGUGCUGCGGCCGCAGUCUCCAGUGAACAGCUGAGCCUGGAGCUCCACCAGGUGGAGAGAGAGAUUGGGAAACGCACUCGUGAAAUGGCCAUGGAGAACCAAGUCGCCCACGAGGUUCAGCAGUACAAGAUGAAAUCGGCUGAGAAUGGACAACCAGAGCACAAGACCCAACUGGAAGAAAUCUCCCUUGCUCUCGGUGAGGUGUCAAACGGCUCCAGUAGUCUGCAAGAAGGUGCAGUGGGCGGGUCCAUGCUGUCACUGACAAACAAGACGUCGACGUUGAGCCUGUGUUCUGACCCAGUCGGGACGAGCUCAGAAAUGCAGAAGAACGGGGUUGUCCAUUCCUGCUCUUAAGCAGUACACGCACGCACGCACGCACGCACGCACGCACACACACUUACAAACACACGCUCUGUUGAAAAGCAUGCACCAGGCAUACAUACACAUUCUAUUUAGAAGAUGAGCAGUAUCUGCCGUGAUAUGAAUUUUCUUUCUUUUUGUUCUGUGAAUGAGCUUUUUUUUUUUUUUUUUUUUUUUUUUUUUUUUUAUGACUUUCCUUGCCUGGAAACCAUGGCAUAAGAUAACAUUUCUUUGUGUGUGUUUUUGUUGUUCCUUCUCUCUCUCCCCUCCCCCUUGGAUUCUAGACUUAACAAGGCUCACAUUCAGGAAGAGCAACAGGGUGGUGAUGGUGACAGUACCGCUAAAAAGCGAGGGAUUCAGUCAUCCCCCUCUGCCCCUCCCACUCUCAAGAUUCAUGUCACACGGCGUGCAAAAAAACGAACAAACCGGUUAUCGAGGCAAGCGGCCUCCAGAAUGUAGCGUCACACUAAUGCGCGGAGAAGAGCAGCAGCGGCCGGCGCGGCGCAAGUUGUCCCUCGCUCCCAGAAUCGUAAAGAAAGAAAGAAAGAAAGAAAGAAAGAAAGAAAAGUGCUCGCACAGAUCCAGAUGGUCUGGGAAGGGAAAGAACGCCACCUGACCGCCACGAGAAGCAUGAUUUCGUUGAUUUUUUUUAAUGAAUGCAUUUUUAGGAUGGACUACUCGUGCUAUGUCUUUUUGCAUACUUAACAGCAGUAUAUUAAAUAUUUAAUGGAAGCAUUCUGUUUUAAAGAUUGCAACUUUCUUGAUAAGGGAAUGUGCUUCUUCCUCACCGUGGUCACAAUAAUGUACUCCACCAAAAAACAAAAAGUGCUUUGGCUGAAUGCAUAUCUUCAGGGUCAGAAGUCAUCUUCCUCCAUCAGGGUCAAUUUUGACUGAUGAGCCUUUCCCUCCUCAGAGCUUCUCGUCUGGCCACUCACACACUCACAAAACAAGACCAACAACAAAAACAAAAGCCUCCCCAUUGGGAUGAUUUCGUCAAGUGGUCGCCUAACUUCUAUGAAGUUGCCUUCCCCCCCCCCCCCCCCCUUUUUUUUUUUUCCCCCUCUUUUUGUUUUGUUGCCAUGCUUUACAUUACGAUUUUGGGGGACAGGGAAAGUGUUUGGUGUGCGCUCAUCAGGAAGUGGCAGCAAAUAGUUUCCAGUGUCUUUUAGGAAUCAUAAGACGCUCCAAAACUGUCAUCAUCGCCACUCGGCGAGUCUCGCUCUCCGUUUACGCGUUUACUGUUCCCGCUAAACCCGCCCGCUUUUAACCCCGCUGGCAAGCGCUACAUUUAUCGUUUAGGUACACAGCUCACUUAUACAUACGAGUAUGUAUCCCUCCCUCCCUCCAUCCAUCCAUCCAUUCAUAUACUAAAAGCACAAUUAAGGUGCCACCUCUUCUUCUACUCGCUCAACAUUUAUAUUAAAUGAUCUCUACUUUAGAAUCAGCAAGAUGUUUAUUUUGGUUUGCUUUGUUGUUUUGGUUUGAAAUUUCUGUCCACUGGUUGCCAACACAGACGUUAUCCUUUCCCAGACGAAGGACUUUCUGUGCGCAUUUGACGUGUGUUCACUUUAAUCUUUUGUGUUCAAACAAAGAUAAGACUAUGCUUCCGAAGAAGACAAAAUCGAUUCUGUAACUUUGCAGGGGGGAGAAUUUUUCUUUUGGGAGACUUUAAUGGAGCUUUGUGUGUGUGUUAGUUGUAUUGUAGAAAAUCUCUCUCCACUUUUUCCCCCUGCUUUUAUUUGCUCUGCCCUCAAGUUAUGCUGUAAUGAACGAAAAACAAAAACGGUCAAUCCUGCACCCCCUCAGGAAGUUGACAGAUCCUCCUGUUUUCCGAAUAUUAAAGCCCGAAUGGUAUGAUAAUGCAGCGUCCCAAGGACCCCUUUUCAAACAGUGCAAUACUGCCAAAACAAAUUGAGACUUUUUAAAAAUGCAUAGUUUGAAGCAGCUAUUCUUGUCCAAGCAGGAUUUGUCGUUUCUUUUUUUUUUUUUUUGGCUUGCUACAAUAGAACGAAUAUUGUGACCUGCUCCAAGAAGAUCACAUUUUCCUUUUGUUGUUUUUGCUCUUGAGAUCUUCCUGUCACUUUAUUCAAGUGCAAGUCAACCAAAACAAUUCAAACAGUUUGGAUAAUGUCUCAUUUGGGGCUGUACUACAUACAUAGCCCUCCACUCUCCAACUUUUCUUUAAACCACUGAGCUCUGUUACUGCUGUUUGAGGCUCGUGUUGUACUUUGCAAUGGAAUUUGCAAAAUGAUUUAUUUUUAUUUUUAUUAUAGCUUCCCUUGUAACAAAAAAAAAAAAAAAAAAAGGAUCAUAAAAAUCUCUUAAAUUAAGGUACAGGUUUAAUUUCAGCAAGGAAAAAAGGUUUUAUAUGUAUAUUAUACUCCAUUAAGGAAUGUCUAGAAUUAUCUUCCUCCAAUGUGGAUGUAGCCAUUACGACGCCAUUUUGACUUUGUAAGAGAAUUCACUGUGUGAAAAUUGGUUUGCAUUUUUGUAUAAUACAAUCUGCUUUUUUGUUUGUUUGUUUGAUACGAGCAAGAGGUCAAACUGGAAGUUUGAGGAGGAAAGAAAAAAAUUGAACCUGUGAAAUUUGACACAAAAUGUAACUUAUGUACUACAGUGAUUCCGAGUUUAGGGGGAAAAGAUUAAAUGAGAUUUCUAACUCUC